ACCACACUUUUCUCGCUUGCCGUCGUUUCGGGUUGUUGGUGUUGUUUGAGUUUCUAAUUGUCUGAUAUUUUGUUUUCUCUACACAUUCUCCUUCACAACUCCUCUCUCUCUUCCUCUCUCUCUGUCUCUCUCUCUCCACGCUUCUCGAGUCAAAGAAGUCGCCGAAGAUGAUGUCGUCUCUCACUUUUCCGGCCAUUUCUCCUCUCCCUCCUGCUUCUUCCGGCGUUUCAUUUCCUCCUCGCUCCUCCUCGCACCGGUUGUUCAACUCUGUUAAAUGCAGCUAUGCAGAAGCUGGUCUGAGUAGCGAUUCUACAUCCGCCCCAAUUGACGUUGUGGCCGAUGUCAAAUCUGAACGGGUUGUGGUUUUAGGAGGCAACGGUUUCGUUGGAUCUGCAAUCUGCAAGGCUGCAGUCUCCAAAGGGAUUGAGGUCGUAAGCGUUAGCAGGUCGGGCCGUCCUAGUUUGCAAGGAUCGUGGUUAGAUCAAGUUUCGUGGGUAAAUGGUGAUGUUUUCUAUUUGAAUUGGGACGAAGUGCUUCCUGGUGCAACUGCUGUGAUUUCGACUAUUGGAGGUUUCGGGAACGAAGAACAGAUGAGAAGAAUCAAUGGAGAGGCUAACGUCGCGGCUGUAACUGCUGCUAAAGAUUUCGGGGUUUCAAAGUUCAUAUUGAUCACUGUGCAUGACUACAAUCUUCCACCGUUUCUUCUCUCCAGCGGAUAUUUCACCGGAAAACGCAAGGCCGAGGCUGAAGUUCUUUCCAAAUACCCGAAUUCAGGAGUUGUGUUGAGACCCGGUUUCAUAUAUGGAAAAAGACGAGUGGACGGUAUCGAUAUCCCUCUCGAUGUGGUCGGGGAGCCGCUGGAGAAGAUCCUUAAAGCUGCCGAUAGUUUCGUCAAACCCUUGCGUUCACUUCCGGCGUCGGAUAUCCUCUUGGCUCCGCCCGUAAGCGUCGACGACCUGGCCCUCGCUGCCAUCAAUGCCGUCAAAGACAACGACUUCUUCGGCAUUUUCACUAUCGAACAGAUCAAAGAAGCUGCUGCAAAAAUGAGGGUCUGAGUUUUCGGACAUUACUUCUUCCGACUUGUAAUAUACAGAGACAGGUCACAGUUGUAAUACCAAAAUGCAUAUCAUAGAAAAUGAUAAAUGGAAUAUUCGCUGCUCCAUUUACAAACAAAA
This is a messenger RNA of Tarenaya hassleriana, 1175 nucleotides long. RefSeq lists its product as uncharacterized. Gene Ontology annotation, cellular component: mitochondrion. NCBI's taxonomy places the organism in Eukaryota, Viridiplantae, Streptophyta, Magnoliopsida, Brassicales, Cleomaceae. The record is from RefSeq and is a predicted model, not a curated record. Bases 168 to 1055 code for a protein of 295 amino acids. Gene Ontology annotation, molecular function: protein-containing complex binding. The transcript has 7 exons.